GGUGGGAUACAUCAUAGAAUAUAGAGUCAUGUUUCCAUCACCACCGCCGCCGCCGUUCUUAACCGACGAUCUCAUCGCCGAGGUAUUAUCCUUUCACGAUGUGAAAUCUAUUAUGCGAUUGAGAUGUGUUUGUAAGUUUUGGAACACUAUCAUUUUCGAUCCCACCUUUGUGAAUUUGCAUCUCAAGAAAUCAGCAAAACAAAAUCCUCAAUUGUUACUCAUCACCAAUCAUAGGAGUUAUUAUGAAAGAAAGGUCGAGCAUGGUGUAAUUCCCUACUCUAUAAGCAGCUUACUCGAGAAUCCUUCGUCCGCACUUUCUGUCGACUCUUACUACUUGUUGCAAGACAAAGAAUGCUCCGAUAUAGUUGGUUCCUGCAAUGGAUUGAUCUGUUUGAGUGGUGAAACUGUCACAACGGACUAUUAUGAUUACUGGUUCCGAUUAUGGAACCCAGCCACCAGGAUAAUAUCUCCAAAAUUUGGAUUCUUACGCUUAUUUUACAUUCGUCCCGACUGCACAUCCUCUGCUGAUGAUGGCUAUUACAGAUUCAAUUUUGGUUGUGAUAAUUCUACAUCCACUUAUAAGUUAGUGGCCUCACGUUACAAUAAACGUGAACUGAGAAGCGAUGCCAGAAUUCUAAGUUUGGGUGAUGAUGUUUGGAGAGAUAUAGAAAGUUUCCCGGCUGAUCCUUUGUAUUUGGACUCAUCUUAUGAAGCUUGUGGUGAAGUUGGUGUGUAUUUCAAAAGCACUAUUAACUGGAUGGCUUAUCAAAAUAAUCUUUUGUAUGAUUGUGACAAUAUUAAGGAUAUUAGUGUUGAACAAUUUGUUGUUGUUUCGCUUGAUUUGAGGACGGAGACAUACAAUCAAUACUUAUUGCCUCCCGAUUUUGAUGAAGUUCCAUCUGUGGCUCCAGUUAUUGGUGUGUUGGGAGACUAUCUUUCUUUUUCUUAUUGUUAUAAAGAAACCUACUUUAUUAUAUGGCAGAUGAAGAAAUUUGGGGUUCAAGAUUCCUGGACUCAAUUUCUUAAAAUUGAUUAUCACAAUCUUCAAAUUGAAUAUGACUAUAGUAACGAAGAUAUAAAGUAUUAUUUUAAAUUGGUUCCGUUGUUUCUUUCUAAGGAUGGUGAUACACUUGUACUUAAAAGUAUUCCAAAAUACCAAGAAAUCCUCUAUAAUUGGAGGAAUAAUGGAGUAGAGCGAACAAAAAUUAUUGCAAGAAAAGCGGUUGCCGAUUAUCAAACUGUUGAUUCUGUCUCAUGCUCGGGCGGUAGCUAUUUUGAAAGCUUAGUUUCAGUGUUUUGGAAUAAUUAGAAGGACUUUCAAGAACUAAUACAAUGUGGAAAUUUAGAGCUUAGAAGAAGAGCAGCUAAGGCAGUGUCUUGGGAGGAUCAGGGUGAUUUCAGUGGAACAUGGUUUGAAUCAGUUUGGAUUUUAGAAUGAAAUUUGUCCAGGUGCUUUGGAACAUGAUUUGUUCAUGUAUUUUGUUAAUUUCAUGUGUGAGAAAAGUGCAUACUGUUUAUUGACUUGUACCUGUUGUAGAAGGAAUUCUACCUUUUUAGUUAUUAUGUGUUAAUUAUUGUGUUUGAUAUCCACAUCAUAGUUGGCAUUUUCAUCUAUUCUUGUUAGUAUUUCUAAUUCACUUAUGUUCCCUUGGAAUUGGAUGGCUCUAAAAGGACUACCUACGGAUGUCUUAGAUGGAAAAGGGGAUUUAUUUCAUCUAUCUAUGUUGUGUUGAUUGCAAGCUUA
Molecule: messenger RNA, 1744 nt
Organism: Vicia villosa (hairy vetch)
Lineage: Eukaryota; Viridiplantae; Streptophyta; Magnoliopsida; Fabales; Fabaceae
Product: F-box/kelch-repeat protein At3g23880-like
Exons: 2
Coding region: 29-1309 (426 amino acids)
Molecular function (GO): protein binding
Source: RefSeq, a predicted model, not a curated record